This is a messenger RNA of Aspergillus viridinutans, 717 nucleotides long. RefSeq lists its product as uncharacterized. The coding region runs from base 1 to 717 and encodes 238 amino acids. The record is from RefSeq and is a predicted model, not a curated record. Lineage: Eukaryota; Fungi; Ascomycota; Eurotiomycetes; Eurotiales; Aspergillaceae. The transcript has 3 exons.
AUGGCAGGGAAGAUCCCGCAUGCCGCGUUCUUCAUUCCGUCAAGCAAUUCAGGGUCCGAUGGUUUGCCUCCCAGCCCGUUUCAAACAGUCAUUUGGUUCACAGACCCCGACCGCGCCAACGAGCUGAUUGUGUACGAUUCGGUGCUGCUUAUCCUGCUCAAGGCAGCGGAAGGACUCAGGCUGAACCUGGGCGGGUCCAAGUCUUCUAUGACAAAUCCGAGCGACCUCCUCCUUCCAAUACAAAGUAACAGGAAGCGAUUGCAGUCGAGGUUAUACCAUGCAUCUGCCCACCCUCUUAACGUCUGGUCCCUCCUCGACGUCUUCAACACCAGCCCCCUCUCCAGCCCUGCAGAUACCGUCUACCCCUACACAAACCAGAUCCUUGACACCACAAAUGCCUUUGUUGUCCCCGGUUCCUGUCCCAAGGCGAACCCGGUCUACCCCAAUCCCCGCCAGGACAACCAGCUGUGGUUUGAGGACGACACAGAGUACUAUGCGGUGUUUUAUCAUGGGCUGAAUACCGUCAGCGUACCGAUUGGUCGGAAGACGAACAGCUCGACCAUCCCCGCGCGGUUUGAUCCCGAAUCGAGUAUUAUCAUGGUGAAUAUUGCGGAUCGGCGGGAUGCGCCCACGGAGGAGAGUGUCGUUGCUGCUGGACCGUUGAUUGUUCUGGAGCAGCCGGGGGGUUUGACGUUGGAGGAGCGGACUGCUGUGUAG